Molecule: messenger RNA, 3760 nt
Organism: Dreissena polymorpha
Lineage: Eukaryota; Metazoa; Mollusca; Bivalvia; Myida; Dreissenidae
Product: target of rapamycin complex 2 subunit MAPKAP1-like
Exons: 12
Coding region: 147-1649 (500 amino acids)
Biological process (GO): TORC2 signaling
Cellular component (GO): TORC2 complex; plasma membrane; cytoplasm
Molecular function (GO): phosphatidylinositol-4,5-bisphosphate binding
Source: RefSeq, a predicted model, not a curated record
AUGUCGUGGACUAUUAAAACGAACCUAUUUUGACAUCGUCACCGUGAAGACGAAUCCUUCGUUUAGAAGAGUAUUCAAAACACUUUAUUUUAUUUGUUUUAUGCGUCGUUAUAUUACUAUAUAGAAGGUUCUCUCCAGCCUCAACCAUGGCGAUGAUGGACAACAAGGCCUUUCUUAUUUCCCAUAUAAGAAACUCUUUCAUUACAAGCGAUGAUACCGGAAUGUGUGAAAUGAUUAUUACCCUCGAUGAUGACAAAAACAGGAAUGGCUACACAAGUGACAGUGGAAUGGAGUCGUCAGAAAAUGAACUUUCUCACUCUUAUGACAUUCUGCCUGACAUGGAUUAUGGUGCACACAGGCGUCGCUCCAAUACAUCCCAGCGUCUGGAAAGAAUGAAAAAGGAGAAGAGGAGCCAGUCUAGGGCCAAGAGCAUCACUUGGAAGGAUAGUAACACAGUGUACAGUGUGGACGAGAAAGGUCAUUUAUUCGAGAAGAAGGUGAUAGAUGGAGUUGAAGGUCAGGAUCGAUCCCCAGCGCUCUCCAGGCUGUCAGAGCUCAUCCAAGCCAGCGCAAAUCUGGGUGAUAAUCCAUUCCUGGAGUAUGCCAAAUUUGAUGGGAUGGCCAGUGUAGGAGUACCAACAAAGAAGAUUGACAUCUUCCUCACAAUGGCCAGCGCUGAGGACCGGUCGUACCCAAUGUCUGUGGUCGUGGUUUCCAGUGCCAAGAUCCAGGACCUCGUUGGUCUCAUAUGCUGGCAGUAUACAAAUGAAAUGCGCGAACCUGUCUUGCAAGAGAACAUAGACAUGUACUGCCUGCACAUCGCCGAGGACGACGGGGAGGUGGAUGUGGACUUCCCCAGCCUCGACAGCCGGGAACCGGUCUCUAAGUUCGGGUUUACCAAGCUGGCACUGGUGGAGAAAGAUGUGCCAACAUACACCAGCAAGAAGACCAUCAUUGUUACUGUCAACAUUCCACACAGAGGCUUCAACAAGUUCCCCAUUGACAACACCAACAUAUUGAUGAAAGAAAUUUUGGAGAAGGUUCUCAAAAGAAGAAAAAUCAAAGUCAGGCCAGGUCAGUGUUAUAACCUGGAGAAGGAUUCGGUGCCAGGGGUGUCGAUUGAUCUGGAGUGUAACCUGGCCAGCAUGGAUACGCUGGAGUUCGUACUGGUCAGAGAAAACAGUUCAAGAGGUGACGCCACAGAAGUGGACAAUGGCAAGUCCUCAGAGAUGGCUGAGUCGCUCACGAGUCACCACUACAAGUCCUACCUGGUCAGCAUGGUGCACAAACUGAGGACCAACACAGAGGUGCAGCUCGGGAUAAGCGGAGAAAAGGUAGACAUAGACCCUGUGGUCAGCAAAAGCAGUGCGCGAAUCUUCCGACAGAAGGCCGUCACCUACAAUGCUGAUAACAUCGCAUCAUGUGAUAUCUUCGAGGACAAAGAUGGAGGUAAAUCUGUAUUCCGUCUCGCCUACUUUAAUGGACACGAGUUCAAACACCAUGACUUCGAAGCAGACACUGCAGUGUGUAAUGAGAUUGUACAGAAGUUUAACAACAUACUUGAGCUCAGGUUGAGUCCAGUACGGAAGGAAUACGUUGCUAACAGAGACAGGAAGUUGAUGAAGAAGCGGGAUUUUGCAUUGAUAUGAAACUUUGCGAUGUAUACUGUUAAAUCAUAAUAAUAUUAUUCGAGGCACUUUAAUUUUAUUUGAUUGUUUUGGUUGAUCGAUUCAUGAAGUUAAAGGUUGAACUUUCUUCUAUGCAAGAAUACUUUUUAAAGUUGUUAAACUAUUUACCACAUAAAUACGUAUUUUUACGCAUUUGUAGUCCCUGUGAAAGUUUAAUUUAAUUAAAGACCCUUCUUACUAGAUUCUAGUUUUAAAGGCUUCAUUUCCAACCCUGAGAUACUCGUGAGCAGCAAACAGCAUAAAACCUGAACAGAGUUACUCGCAGGCUGUUCUGGUUUUAUGCUGUUUGCACAUAGCGAGCUUUUUUAGCCAUUUUUUAUUGUUACCAAGAAUGCCUUUUAGAAUUUCUGGGUUUUCCAAUAAUUUCGAGGUGGGGGGGGGGGGAGUUAUUUUCUGUACAUGUCUAGUCUUGUGCUUACUUGAAGUUUGUUUUAAACCUAAAUGAGCCUAACUCUGUGAAAAUGGGUCUUAAUGCAUUUGCCUAAAUGUCUGCACAGGCUUAUGUCUACACAGGCUAAUGUCCACACAGGCUAAUAUCCGCACAGGCUAAUGUCCGCACAGGCUAAUCAGGAACAACAUUUUCCGCCUAGACUGAAUUUUCAUUAAGAAAAGACCUCAUUUAAUAUAAAAAAAUCUUAAGAAAAGGAAAGUAUCAAGUUUAUUUUGAAAGUGUCGUCCCUGAUUAGUAUAGAAGGGCUGCACAGUCUUAACUGGGAUGACACUAUGCACAUGCAUUAAACCCCCUUUUCACAGAGCGAGGCUCAUUUAUGUUGGUUAAAUUGUAUAAGUAAAAGCAGGAUCAUGUCUAAAGCUGAAAUCUGUCUUGAGAAAAUUUACUGCUCAAAUAGAGUAUGCCUAUUGCAAAACAGGCACAUUGUAAUAACUUGUAUUUGUGUGUUCUUUGUUAUAUGUAAAUAUUGUUAGAGUAAAAGAAGACGGAUAUAGUCUUUAAAAAUAAUGAAAUAUUUUGGAGUAAAAUUAUAUUUAUGUGUAAAUAUAUAUGUAUGUAUUGUGUUCAGUAUAACAAAUUAACACAUUUAUCUAUUUAUUUAAUUCAGUAAAAAAUAUUACUGAAAUCAAUUCUUGAGUUUUCAUAGUGCACCCAUUACUCAUUUCUAAAACUAGUGGUGAUCCAUAAGAAUUUUAAUCAAAGUACUGACAGUACUGGUGUGACGAUGCUUUUGAACAGGAUUGAUAUAAAAGCAUCUAUUUAAGUUUAUCUACAUCACCACAAUUGUGUAUUUGGGUACGAACAUUUUGCGUAGGAAAAAAAUGGUUACGAAAAUUUUGGGUACAACAAUUAUGCCAAAAAAAUUAAGUACGUAAAAAGAUUUGGUAACAAAAAAAAUUUGGGUAGGAAAAAAAUUGGGUACGAAGAAAAAUUUGGUUACGAGCAAAAAUUUGGGAAGGAAAAAAAAAAUGGGUACGAACAAAAUUGGGUAUGAAAAAUGUAGGGUACGAAAAAAAAAUUGGGGGUACGGGGAAGUAGUACCCGUGGGGAAAUUGAUCCUUUCAGCGAAACUGGGAGGCGGGUUACAUUCUCGAUCAAAUAUAACAAGAAAUAUCUUUAAAAAGGUAUUCAGCAUGUAUUUUCUGUACCACUUAUCUUAAAAAACUGUCUGUUACAGUAAAACAUUUGUGGGUUAUAACAUUACGUUUCAGCAUAUAAAUUCAAAACUUGACAUGCUCUUUCAUUACACCAUGCUCUUUAAUUUCACAUGUAUAUCAUACCAAACUUUAUAUUUUGUUGUUUCCUUUCCUAAGUUAAUGAUGCUAUGUGUACGGACGUGAUUUCACAAUUUCCAUGUGCAUGAACGUAUAAUUUUUCUCUUUUGAUUAUUGUUCUUUUUCUCUAAUUCAAUAAGCUUAGGCAUGUUUGUUCGUUAAGUAUGGCAAUAAUUUCAUGAUGAUACCCGAUCGAAAGUGGGUAUGAGCACAUAGUCGUAAGAGAACUUGAAUAUGUGAGUUCGCCCAUGAACACAUGGUAAGGUUAACUAAAUCUCUGUGAUAUGACGUAAUAUGUGUUUAAAACAGCAAAAAUAUCCAACAAACGAAUAAAUUGUCAAACAUAG